Brettanomyces bruxellensis is the source of this 336-nucleotide messenger RNA. RefSeq lists its product as uncharacterized. Gene Ontology annotation, cellular component: nucleus. NCBI's taxonomy places the organism in Eukaryota, Fungi, Ascomycota, Pichiomycetes, Pichiales, Pichiaceae. Gene Ontology annotation, molecular function: DNA binding. The transcript has a single exon. Gene Ontology annotation, biological process: DNA repair; DNA recombination; DNA replication. The record is from RefSeq and is a predicted model, not a curated record. Bases 1 to 336 code for a protein of 111 amino acids.
AUGGAGGCUAUACGUGUUAACGCUAAAUAUAUUGAACAGUUUCCUAACAGGACAGUUAAAGUGAUUGGAAAACUAGAAAACUUCGAUGCUUCUUCAAAAACAGGUGUGCUGCAAUCCAAUGGAGUUGUGAAUUUAAAGUUUCCGGCCAACUCCCCAUCAUAUACAAAGGGUAAAUGGUACGAAUUUGUAGCCACCGUUGAUGGCACCGAUUCCAGCUUGAAAGUUAUUGAAGGUGUUGAUAUGGGAGACAAAUUAAAUGAAAAGGCAGUGAAUAAGAUGGUUGAUUUGUGCCACAAGUUUCCCGAGUUGUUUUACGACAAAAGCGUCAGUGCUUAA